Podarcis lilfordi (Lilford's wall lizard) is the source of this 8931-nucleotide messenger RNA. The record is from the annotation of a GenBank genome assembly. Lineage: Eukaryota; Metazoa; Chordata; Lepidosauria; Squamata; Lacertidae.
AUGACCCGCCCCCUGCCCCAGCUCUUGUUUUUUUUACCUCAGAGCCUCCGCCGCCAUUACCGCCCCGAGCGCGCGAGGAGGCGGGGCUGGGCGGGAAAUUCGAGCGCCAUCUUCGCUCUUCGCCGCCUUCAGAAAGGGGCUGCCAUGGAGGCGGCGGAGGCCGUUGGUCGCCUCUCAGACACCCAGGUAUGGGGUGCGGGGCGCUGCGGGUCGGCCCCCUCCGCGCGACCUCCCUCUCCCUAGCAAUGGAAGCGCACCGCGUGUUCCAGAGCGUGUGCAGAGCGCCGUUGCCUUGCCAGGGAGAGGGAGGCAGCGGGGCCCUGCGCUCGUUGCAGCGCGUAGCUUCUCCAGCCUCAGGGAAGAGAGAGGGUGCCCCGGGGCAUGUGUAGAGUGCUGUGCCAUUGUUUAAAAUGCGUGUGAGCGAGAACGCUAGAGUCCUGUUGUUUUUCGUUUUGCAUUUGCGAUGUUUAAAGCUGUUCUGGUUAUGUUAUGUGGAUUCCCUCCAACCACCGCUCGUAAUUUUAAGAAAACAAAUUCAUAGGAUAAACUGUUCCCCUGGUAGGAUAGUAUUUGAGAGAUCUGGGGGUUUUCUCUGGGAGUGGGUGGGGCGCAAGGGGGUGCAAAACGACAAUAUCCUUAAAAAUCAAUUAUUUUAUGAUGCCCUUUCAGUCAUGAUUCCAGUGAGAUAGUCUUAAUUAUCUCAAAGCAAUUGUGUUGUUCAGACGUGCACAGUUUAUCCGACCCUCCCACCAAAUAUAGUUCCAUUUACCGGUAAACUAUCCUUUGCUGCCUGCUUUUUGUGAUUGCAAAAAAUGAGGUUUUUCAAACAGGUGUCAGGCCACAGUGUGUAAUUCCUGUGUGUUGCACAGGCCUCGUGUAAUGCCUAGGUGGGUCAGUGUGUAAGUAUAUGAAGUGCAAGUUUUCUGUUUUGUUUUUCACCAGAGGUUGAAGGCUGCAUGCCAUUAUACGGUCGCUGGCCUUUGUGAAGAAGUUUCACAAGACAAAGAAAUUCAAUUCAGUAAACAAACCAUAGCAGCUAUUUCUGAGAUCACCUUCAGGCAGUGUGGUACGGCAUAUAUUUUACAGAUAUCUUUCUCUCCCGUAGUUUCAUUAGUUUAUUUAUUAUUAAUGUUGCAAUACAUAUAUGAAAUCUUUACAUAUUGAUACAUAUACCAUUAUAUCCAUAAAUUCACAUUUUCACAUUUCAUUAUGUACCAACAUUUAUCCAAUUCUUAUUUCUUGCCCUGUGUCUUCCCUCCACCCGUGCAUUACUUCCUUUUUAUUGUUUUGUAACUUUAUUAUUGAGAUUGUAAUUUUGAUAUUUUACAGAUACCUAUAUUUGUCUGUAGGAGCAAUCAGUAUUUGUGUGUUGUUGCUUUUUUAAAAAAUAUAACUGAAAUUAGAUAUGUAUAGAACUGACUUAAUGAUUCCUUUUUUAAAUUUUCUGGCACUAGAGGGAGUACACAAGAUGAGUUCUGAGAAAUCUGUUGAACAACAGUGCAAAUGUUAACACUGCUGUACAAAGCCAAAUUAACUGUUGCUUUAAAAAUCAUUUUCUUUGUUUCUCGGACUGCGUGUGUUCUGUUGCUUAAGUGAGCUAGGGUAUCUUAGGCACGAUGAAUCACUAAAAAAAAAAGUUUUCUAGUCCUCUUGAGGGUGAAGGAAAGUUUGAAAAAAGUACCGUAUUUUUCGCUCUAUAACACGCACUUGACCAUAACACGCACGUAGUUUUUAGAGGAGGAAAAUCCGUAGGCAUGCCACCCGUAGGCAUUCCCUCCAUAACACGCACAGACAUUUCCCCUUACUUUUUAGGAGGAAAAAAGUGAGUGUUAUGGUGCAAAAAAUACGGUAUUUACAAUGAUGGGUAAUAGCUCAGAAAUCAGAACAGAAGAGAACGAGUCAGGACUUCUACCACCAGACUGAGAUUCUAGCAGUCUCUGAACAGCUUUAGGAGCCAAGCCAAAGUCAGUUGUUAUCUAAGACCAGAUGACAUCCUGUUAGUUCAUAAGGCCAAUAUUUUUUUUGCCCAAAGCUCCUGAUCUUGGUACAGGUUUCUCAGUCCAUUAUGAUAGUCACUUUCCCCUCUUCAGCUAUCUUGUGCCUUGUGACUCCCUGCCCUUAACUUUCUGGAGUGUCUUCCCAUUCUCAUCUUGUGCUCACGAAAUUACUUUGUUUUUAGGGUUGUUGUUAUGUUUUAAUCCCAGCCAAGCAGACACCUUUCCCUUCUGUCACAGAAGCUGAUCUUCAAACAUGCUGGCACCUUUGUUCCAUACUUAGCAGCACAAUACAGUAGAUUAUCAAAUCUCCAACAGGGAGACAUCUUGCUAAGGCUGCAGCCCAACCCUUAAUCCCACUUACUGAGGAGUAGGUCCCAUUGAACUCAGCAAGAUGUGCUUAUGAUGAUACUGGGGACCUGGUGAUGAUAUACGGUACGUUGUGAAACUUUUCCUUAGGCUGAAAGGUGCCUCAUAUGUUAGUAAUAGAUAACUGGCCACUAAAUUUGCUAAAACAAUAAAACUUAACAUUUGCCUUCCAACACUAAAAAGGGAAAAAAUGUUUGAGAUUCCCCCUCCCCUUUGUUUUUCAGAAAUCUUUGCAAAAGACCUUGAAAUGUUUGCUAGGUAAGUAUUGCGGAAAUAUGUGCUACUUAAAACUAGACAUUGUGCUUAUUAAUAUGGUGAGAAAUCUAGAAAAGAUAAGAGGGUACCUCCAGACAGCUAUGUGUUGUGCUGCUUAUCCAUGCGAGUUUUUCAGAGUCCACACAAAGUCGUCAGCAUCAAAAUAUCAACCUGUAUUCUGCCCCAUCCCAUUUAAUUUGCAUUUAUCAUAGAAUUGUAGAGUUGGAAGGGACCACAAGCGUCAUCUAGUCCAACCUCCUGCAAUGCAGGAAUCUUUUUGUCCAACGUGUGGCUGGAGCCCACAACCUGAGAUUUAGUUUAUGCUAUACGAACUGAGCUAUCCAAGAGUUUAGAAAUCAAGCAAACUUGUUGCCAAUGACCUGUUUUCAAUAUCUGAAUGUCCCCUUUGCAAAUUAAGCCCCCAUCUGAAAGUACCCAUAAACCUUUCCUCCCUUCCUGUACCUACUUUUCCCAGAAACCAGCUAAUGUUCACUUUACUAUGCAGCAUUGCUUCAGCAGUUGUGCUCUGUUGGGGCUCUGUUUUAUUUAUUUUGUAGUCUGAAUGCAGGUUAUUGAUUCUAGCCUGUAAGGUUUCUUUCUCUUCCCCACUCACUUACAUUCUUAUGAAGCUUGGUUGAGUGCUUAGCUUAAAAACUGUCUGUAUGUUUCCUCAAUGUGAAUAAUUCUCACGUACCAUCAAUUCUUUGGCAGGCUUUUAAUUUCCCCCCUCCCCAUUUUAGUCUUAGAAUUGCUCUGGAAGCCAGUACAAAGCACAAAAAUGUAUCUUCACAACACAGACAAAUAGUAAAUUGCCUAGAGGAUAAUGAAGCCUUUGUGUUGAGUCUUGCCUCCUAAGAGCAGCCUUGUGGGUGGAUUGUGUUCUGCCUAAAGUAAUUGCAUGCAGGUGUUAUGCCUAACACAGCACACAACUGUUGGAUGGGCUCCUUUUGUUGGCUGUAAAUUGAGCCCCUUCAUGAGCCGGUGAGUAGGUGGUUUGUUUUAAGCUUUUCAGAAGAGUCUGUUGUGUGAGGUGUCUUCCCAUGUGAUAGAACCCACCCCUCCAGUCUGUCAAAUUAGAGCUGUUGGUAAUCUAAAGUGAUUGCCAUUAUGUUCUUUUAUAGAAAGGUUUGACUUCCGGAAGCUGAAAACUUGUUUGCUACUCAUAAGUAAGUGGCUGGUGGAAUUGCUUACUUCUUUGAAGAGGCUGCUUGCUCUAUCAGUGUUCUGGGCUUGUAUCCUUGCAGUUAGGAAGCAUGGCCAGAACAGAGGGUCACAGAAACAGAUACAGUGGUACUUCUGGAUACGAAUGGAGCCCUGUUCACAUCUAGAAGCAAACGUAACUAGUGACGGCAUGUCUGCGCAUGCGCACGUUGCCUUUUGCCACUUCUGCGCAUGCGCGUGGCGUCCUUUUGAGCAUCUGCGCAUGCGCAAGCGGCGAAACCCGGAAGUAACACGCUCCAUUACUUCCAGGUUGCCACAGAGCGCAACUCGAACGCGCUCAACCCGAAGCGCAUUCAACCCAAGGUAUGACUGUAGUGGGAAAGGUUCAAAAUCAUCACAUUCAGACAUCUUUAAAAUAUUAUCUGUGUCCUCUUUCCUUUUUAAUGUGCUUAUUCCUGAGCUGACAGACUUCCUUUUACUGCUCCCUAAGAUUACAUGGAUGGAUAUGGGGCUUUUUUUUCCAGCUGGAACUUGCCGGAACUUGUUUCCGGUACUUUUUAGGUAGGCGCCAUUUCCAUUCUAAGGAAACGAGGGAGGAUUUUAUGGUGAGUUCCGUCACCUCUUUUUCUAGAAAAAUAGCACUGAAUGGAUGACAUUAAAUAAUAUCCUAAGCAUGAAUUUGACAUGCAACUAUCCAAACCUCUUGCUUUUGUUUGACCAAAGCAGGCAGAAAACAGGAGCAGAGCAAAUUUUACUAUAUCUUAGUGUAUUAACGAAUACUUCAAUAGCUGUAUUAAAUUAAUGCUGUUAAUUUUGCACUGAGCCUUUGGAAUAGAGUGAGCUAAGGGACCUACUUAGUCUUGGUACACUGCCUUGGAGCCAGCAGAUAGUAUCAGGUCACUAAUCCCUUUGGCAGAGAGUGCUGUGGACUUCAUUGAAGUCAUCAUUUUAUGGCUGAGUUUGGGAGGUGUUGCUGCGCUAUCUUAACUUUCUAGCCUUGUUCAGACUCGUCAGCAGCACUUUCAAGGCCCUUGUACAUCUCCACCCACACUUUAGCCUUUGACGUACCUGCUGUUGCUCUCCUAGGCCUUGCCCUACUUCACACCUGUCCUGCUGCUAGAAUAUUAUUUGUUAGUUCUCUUUGGAGACCAUCUAACCCAGUGUAUUUUUCUGGGCCUUUUUACUCAUCCAGAUUUUGCAGCUUCCAGCUCUUGUGACCACCUGCUUGUGUGUCUGUCCUGCUGGAUCACUGGAACGUCAAUGAAUUUUUUGGUAGUUGUUGUAGAUAAUGAUGUGUUUGCAUAAUGACCCAGUGUGUGAUUGUGUAAAUCAAGUAGGACUUGAAUGGCUUGUAAAGCACUUGGUCUUCAGCAGCAAGUGGGGUACCUUCAGCCAGUUUUGUUUUAUUAGAUUUUAUAUACACAGUUUGCUGAAGCAACCCCUCCUCUGCCCACCCCCAAACAGUUUUGUCUGAGAGCCCCAAGAAGCUUUGAAAAGCACAGAUAAGAUGCUGUUGCAGUGAAGCCUUCCUGUUUUUCAUCAUAGAAUCAAAAUGGAAUAAAAGGUGCUUCAAUCCAAUUUCUUGUCAACUAAAGAUUAAAUCACAGGGGUUUUCCCCACAAUGCCCUUUCCAGUUUAAAUUGCCAGUGUGUAUAUUCAGAUAUUUAUGUUCCAGCCAUAUGUCUGCCUAUAACCCAGUCCCUCCUGUGGAACAAGAGAGGGAGAUGGCAAGGUUUUAUUACACAGCUGCGGCAGCACACAGAAUCCUCUUAAGCACAUCCCCUGCAUGUAGAAAACUCAGUCUAGAUGUGCUACCUUCUCCCUGAUGUACUUGUUUUCUACAUGCAAUGAUGAUCUGUAGCACUGAUGUUGCUUUGUAGAAUGUGGUUUACCCUCUAUCUGUAGUGUGAAGUUGUAUAACAGGCUAGGAAGGAUACUACCCUGUGACUUGCUAAAAGGGAAGUUGGGGAUGAUAUAAAAUCAGGAUUCCAGCCAGGCCAAACGAGGAACGCAGUGAAGUUACUAGUGUGGCACAGUAUGACCUGGCUGGUUUUUUACCCAGUGACUGUGGAAAAAGCUGGUGAAAGAACCAGCAUUAUAGCAGCAACUAGUUAAGCAGGAAGACAAAGCAGUGCCAGGGGCAGAUCAAUGCAGCCUGAGCCAUACAGGUGGACUCGGCAGCUUCCUAGGCAAGCUCAGUCCAAAGAGCAUUUGUGAUUUCCUGAAGUGGCACAUAAAUAUUGGUUCUUGUGGUGAUCUGAAAAUGGCUGGUUCCCUGUUGGAACCAAUAGUGUGACUGAAUGCUCGCUCUGUGAUAACAGGAUGACUGCCAGCUUAGGGUGGCAAAAAUAUCUGAGCCAGCCCCAGAGAGAUGACAGUAUCGAGAAUCAAGAGCUACACUUGUGGUUCAGAGUUUAUCUGUAGGGUCAGCAAAAGUCAGUGAGUAGAACAGGAGAGUGAUUGGUUGAGGAAGGACAUCAAAAUAAGAUUGCUAAUUCAAGCCAAGGAGUCGCUAAAAGUGUGCUAAAAAAAAUGACCCUAAGGUUGCUGCUUCAUUUACCAGUGAGACGUAACAAGUAAUGUUAACAUUGCCUUGGCUGUCCUUUCCAUAGUUUCACAGUCAAAUAAGCCCUUUCACAGAUAACAUUUUUAAGCUCCGCAAAUUCUCCUGCAAACAGCUUGUGUUUUAGUGAUUUGGUGUUUGUUUUUUUGUUCCCUCUUUACACAGGCAUGCAAAACGAAGUACAGUCAACCUUGAGGAUGUAAAGCUUUUAGCUAGAAGGAGCAAGUCCUUGGUGAGAUGAACCUCUUGUUUUUUUGGCACGUUGUUCAGAAGUCUUGCAGUUUUUUCCUAAGGAUGCCUUCAAACAAAUUAACAUUUGCUGCCGAUGGAGAAACUGCUUUCCUCCGUUAUUGUUCCAUCCCAAAUGUCACCCUUGAAUGUCUGUCUUCUGCUUUUUUCCUCCCCCCCCCCUUUGUCAUGCUUUUCUGAAGUGUAGUGACACAUGCUGGACUAAGGAGCAGCAGUCGUUGCAAGUGGUUCAAAACAGCCAUGAAAUGCAAGGGUGAAGUGUGGCAUUUCUACACAAAGCUCAAAUAUAUAAUGACCGUCUACCGCAGCAAUGAUUGUUGAUACCUCAAUCUUCCUAGUUUUUACUGCAUUAAUUUUGCAGCUGUAGAGAGAGAGAGAACCUUGGUCUUGAUUGAAGCCCUGAUAUGUGUAACAAAGCUUUGUGAUACCUUCUAGUUCUGCAAAAGUUUCCAUUUUGUAGCUCUUCUGUUUGAAGAGUGGUGACUUCCUGGUUAGCAACAGAAUGUCCUGGGUGACUGAAAUUUUCCUGGACCCUUGGACUGAUACGAAAUGUUAGCAGAGAUGAAUGGCUGCUGUCAAAAAUAGCCCUGCUUCUCCUGGUAGCUCAGGGAUGGGGAAACUGAGAAUGAUUUAACCCCCACUCAUCAGCUGAUGAGUGGAGGGUUAUAUCCUACUGCUUUGGUCAUAUGCACCAUUUCCCUGUGGAGUAUUGGUGGGUGUAGCUGACACAAAAUUUAACCCCGCCUAUCGGCUGAUGUCAUCCACCCAUUGGAAUAAUGUAAGCUGAUUGACUUGUGGCUGUGGUUUUGAAAAAUUGCUUGAGGGUCAACUUGGAAUCCAUGGCAGGCCAAGAUUGGUUCAUGGGCCAGAGGUUCAUGUUGCAAGUUUCCCCCCACUUGUAAGGGCAAUCUCAAAGCUUUCAUAUUGUUGCACAUUGCCAAAAGGAGAUACAAAACUGUUGUUGUCAGGGGUAGCUAUCUGUGUGUGUAUGUUCCAUAGCAUCUAGUCCUGGCCAGGGUUUGUUUAUGCAUGAGAAGGGCUGUGUUUUGGAUCUAGGUGUUCUCUGAGAUAUUUAUCUCUUCCUUUGUAAAAAGAGGGAGAAAGAGACAGAGAAAGUAGAAUUUCAGUUUCAAAUGCUGUGUGUUUUUGCUAGCUUUAAGGUAAUCUAGGCAAGCCUUUCCACCCUUCUGCGCAAUAUGCAGCUACAAAGAGAAGGCUGAGGGGGUGCAAAGGGUGCAGCUGAUUUGUGUGUCCUUGAACUAACAGCUGCAGUACGGCUUAAUUGGGCAUAUAAUGUCUUAUCAGGAAGAGCAAGACAGUUGUGCCCCUCUACACUCUUAGAUCACAGCUGUGCUAGUUAAUACCCCCUUGUUUAUACUUGGUUGCUAUUAGUGUUGUUCUAAUUGGUGUGAGAGAGAGAGGGGAGAACAGUCCUGUAUAAGUACAAGAUCCAGAAAAAGAUUCCCUUCUCUUGAUCUAACUUAAUAUAGUCUACUUUGACUUGUGGCAACAGCACUCCAGAGUCUUGGACAGAAGUCUCCUAUUUGCUACCUGACUGCUCAGCUGGAGUUAUUGGGGACUGAACAUGCAGUCUUCUGCAUGAAAAGCAUGUGCUCUUUCACCAACCUGUGGUGAGGAAUGCUCUCACUAGUUGAUACUUUGCCCUAUAGGUGAGAAUAAAAACUAUUUCUUUCUAGCUGAAAUACGUCACUGAGAAGAGUGAAGAAAUUGCUUUGAAUAGCCUGGAAGAAAAAGAGAAAAGGAAAAAGAAAUCGGGCUCUCGGAAAGGGAGAAGAGCCUCUGAUGAACAGGAGGAACAUGUGGUGGCUGAAAGUGAUGAUUCCAAUAUGGCAUGAUUUUCUCUUAUCAAGACUACAUCAUUUUCAGCAGGGAGUAAUGAGAUCCUGGGACUGCCUUAGGAUCUUCAGUUGCUGCUUGCCCUUGGGCAGAAAGGACUCUUGUGGUUUUCAUUAGUAAGUAAGCAAGCACAAUGCAGUUGGUAUGCCAGUUCCAUUUCUUACAGCAGACAUGAAAAAUGGAUGCUUUGAACAUUUGGGAAAGAGAGAUUUUAAGCAAAUGGAAAACAUUGAGAAGUCUUUUCUAUUUCACUUCACUUAAACACAUAAUGCAUUGUAUAAAGGCCAUAGGUCAUAACGUAUUAAAUGUAAUUAAAUGUGAACAACUGCCUUUUUUAUCAGUCCCUGUCUUCAAAGUGGCCAAGCAUUUGCAGAAGAAUUGCUCCCUUUCCUUUCCUUGGCAGCACCCCUGCAAGAGAUUUUUUUUUAACUUCCAAAUUUUGGGACACAUUAAGAGUCGUAUUGCAUCACACCAAAGGUCCAC